Molecule: messenger RNA, 1317 nt
Organism: Cladophialophora psammophila CBS 110553
Lineage: Eukaryota; Fungi; Ascomycota; Eurotiomycetes; Chaetothyriales; Herpotrichiellaceae
Exons: 2
Coding region: 1-1317 (438 amino acids)
Biological process (GO): secondary metabolite biosynthetic process
Molecular function (GO): monooxygenase activity; FAD binding
Source: RefSeq, a predicted model, not a curated record
AUGGGUGAGAUUGGGGCAGGUCUCCAGACGUUGGCAAACUCAUCCCGAGUUCUCACCUCUUGGGGAAUGGGCGAACAACUCAGCAAAUGUGCAACGACGCCGCGGCUCUGCAACAUGAUCGGAUGGCGAGGUGAGGCCAUAUCAACGUGGGAUAUCCACAAGUCUACACGCGAGGAAUGGGGCAGUCCAUACUGGGAUCUGCAUCGCGUCAGUCUGCAUCGAUGUCUCUGGGACCGAGCGGUGGAACUGGGUGCCGAGGUGCGGGCCAAUUCACGAGUAACCGAUGUCAGGAUUGCAGCGGACGGAAGUUAUGCGACUGUGGUGGUCCAACAAGGCGAGCAAGGGACCCGCGCCUCCAUGGACGCAGAUCUCGUCGUCGGCGCGGACGGCAUCAGAAGCCACUGUCGAGAUCUACUGGUUGGGAGAGAUGACCCUCCGGCCAAAUCGGGGGAUAUGGCGUACAGAGUUCUCCUCAAUACCGACGACAUGCUAAAGGACCCCGAACUGAGAGAUUUCGUGUUGGAUCCGCAGGUCAACUACUGGAUUGGGCCUGAAUGUCAUGUCGUGUCGUAUGUCUUGAGAGGAGGCAAACAAUUCAAUAUGGUCCUCCUGGUCCCCGAUGAUCUACCGGAGGACGUCGUCACGCAGGAGGGGAACGUCGAAGUUAUGCAAGCUUUGUUCAAAGAUUGGGACCCGAGAGUCCGCAAGAUUCUGUCUACCUGUUCUCAAGUCAAGAAAUGGCGCCUCUGUACCCGAACGCCCACCCCAAGCUCCCCGUCCUGGUACCACCCUAGCGGGACUUUCGUCCUGCUCGGCGAUUCCGUCCACGCCACUCUCCCUUACCUCGCGAGCGGCGCCGGCAUGGCCAUCGAGGACGCCUCUGUCCUAGGCCUCUGCCUCUUGCGCAUAUCCUCCAGCUCCACGCCCCAAGAGAAGCUGCACGCUCUGAGAGUAUAUGAGACGUGCCGAAAACCGCGGACCCAGCGGGUCGUCGAGAAGGCGUAUGAAAGCCAGUACUUAUAUCAUCUUCCGGACGGUCCGGAGCAGAGGGAGCGGGAUGGAAAGAUGAAGGCCUUUGAGGACGCAUAUCGCACUCAAGGGAAUGGAGCAGUACCCCAGGGCCUGAAGCAGGGGGACGAUGCGUUUGCUUGGAGGAGCGGUGGGGUUGGAAAGUGGUUGUUUGAAUAUGACUGCGAGAUGGAUGUAGAGAGAUGUUGGACAUUGCUCCAGGCGGAGGGAGAGGCUGCUGCAAGGACAGCUGCUCGCUCAGACUCGAAGAAGCUCGGCUUAGGUCUAGCGGCAACUGCAAGACUGUAA